This is a messenger RNA of Musca domestica (house fly), 5786 nucleotides long. RefSeq names its product hexokinase type 2 (gene Hex-A). The transcript has 3 exons. Gene Ontology annotation, molecular function: D-glucose binding; glucokinase activity; mannokinase activity. Gene Ontology annotation, biological process: glycolytic process; glucose 6-phosphate metabolic process; intracellular glucose homeostasis. The record is from RefSeq and is a predicted model, not a curated record. Gene Ontology annotation, cellular component: cytosol; mitochondrion. NCBI's taxonomy places the organism in Eukaryota, Metazoa, Arthropoda, Insecta, Diptera, Muscidae. The coding region runs from base 1383 to 3164 and encodes 593 amino acids.
CGGGCAACAUUCAAACGCCAGUGGUGGAAGUGUUAAAAACAACUAAAGGAAUAAUAAGCGCGCAACACCAAAAACGGAAAGAGAGCUAUUGAAAAAUUAUUAUUCAAAAGAAGGAAAAAAAAAAAUCAAAACAGAAAACAAAUUUCACACCCAGUAUUGCUGUUUGACAGAUUUAGACAAAUGCAGUUUAAAAAUAAACAAAACAAAUCACAAUAAAAGUGCACUAAAAAUAACAAAAAAAAAAUUGACAAUAAUAUUUUCUCGAGUGUAAACAAGAAAUAAAUUAUUUCAGCGCAAAAAAGGAAUAUCAAUUAAUUACAAAUCAAGACAGUUCAAGGCGCAGUAUUUAAGCUAACGGACAAAAUAAGAAAAAACCACAUAUUUCUUUAAGGCAAAAAAAAAAUCAAAAGAAAACAAGUUUACAAGUGAGACAAAGCAUAUCUACUUGUCGUAAAAAUUCCCGAAAUUGAUUCCACGAAGGAAGUGUUACAAUAAAAAAAACAAGGUGCGUGUGUGAUUCCAGACACGUAGAUAUCAAACUCGGCAAACGAAGCUAAAGAGGCAGAAAGGUUCCUUCAAAAAAAUCCAACAACGAACGGCGGCACACAACACACAUCACAAGUCGUACUGGAGCUCUGAAACGGAGCAGACACAAAGUGUAAAUCAAGCGGUUGCCAACAAAAGCAAGACGAGACAAGUCGUUGUAGCAAAGCAAAACAACAUAAGACGGAAAGAAGACAAGUGUAGACGAAAGAAAAAAAAAAAUAUUUUUUUUUGGAGAAAAAGUAAUACAAAAAUAACAAAAAAAAAAGAAGCACAAACUAUUAGCAACAACAACAAAUAUUGUUAAUAAUAAUAAUCAUAGUUUGCUUGGAAGAGAGAUCAACGUCGUCAAAGAGAGCGGAGUGUGUGACCAAACACCAACAACAACAACAACAACUAGACUACUACUAAUAUACAUGACAGCUGGCUGUUUUAAUUUUUUUUAGUGGGGUCGUUUGUCAAGCAACCAACCAACCAACCAAUCAAGCAACUCUAACGUCCGCCGUUUCUUCGUUCGAGAAUAAAAACUUUUAUUAACAAAAAUUUAUGGAAUUGAUUCCGCUGUGAGCGUUUAAACGGAACGGUUGUGUCUCGUGUUAAAUAGAAGAAGGCAAAGAAUAACGCAACGAAUUUGUAAAAAAAAAAAACUAAAGCAAAACUAAACAAACUAAAACAAAAAAAGACAAGGAAUAUAAAGAAGAAAAAAAAAACAACAAACUAAAUACAAAGUUGAUUUUGUGUGCUAGUAAAUUUGUAAUUAGCAAAAAAAAAAAAAAAAACGAAACAAAAACAAAUUUCAAGAGCAAAAUAUCUAAGAAGAAAACAAAAAGCAAACAAAAAUGGAUAAAGAAUUAAAUGUGGCCAUGCAAAAUGCAUCUAUAAAUGAAUGCCUGAAAACGGCAACAACAACAGACUCAUCGGCCAACGGCUGUUGCAGUAAACAGAUUAGUGCCGCCACCCCUACCUCACCAUCCACCAACACAUUUGGCGCCCGCUGUCCACUGCCCAAUGGCACUGUGGCUGCAGCAGCCCCCAAAACAAAUGGCUGUUGUUGCAACUGUUCGGCAACUACAACAACAAAAACAUCAUCACCCUCAUCUGCCACCAUUGACCGCGAUGAAACAGACCGAUCGUCGUCAGCCACUGCUGCUGCCACAUUUACACUUGGCGGCGAAGGCAUCACUGGCCACAAAACCACAAAUCCGCCGCCAGCAGCACCGACGACCACAGCACCUUUCGCCAAUGCUAGUGUCGCGGAAAAACGCAAAAUGGUGCACGAGUUAUGUCAGCAAUUGAUACUCACGGAUGAACAAAUCGACGAGCUUACCUAUCGUAUCCUGCACGAAAUCAAGCGCGGUCUGGCCAAGGAUACGCACGCCAAGGCCAAUGUCAAGUGUUUCGUCACCUACGUCCAGGAUCUGCCCAACGGCAAUGAGCGUGGCAAGUUCUUGGCCCUCGAUUUGGGCGGUACAAAUUUCCGUGUCCUGUUGAUCCAUCUGAAGGAGGAUCAUGAUUUCCAAAUGGAAUCUCGCAUCUAUGCCAUACCCCAGCACAUUAUGUUGGGUUCGGGUACCCAGCUGUUCGAUCACAUUGCCGAGUGUUUGUCCAACUUUAUGGUGGAGCACAAUGUCAAGAGUGAACGUUUGCCAUUGGGUUUCACCUUUUCGUUCCCUCUCACCCAGUUGGGUUUGACCAAGGGCCUGUUGGUGACCUGGACCAAGGGUUUCAAUUGUGCCGGUGUGGUCAACGAAGAUGUGGUCCAGUUACUCAAAGAUGCCAUUGCCCGCCGCGGAGAUGUCCAGAUUGAUGUGUGUGCCAUUCUCAAUGAUACCACAGGCACCCUGAUGUCCUGUGCCUGGAAGAAUCACAACUGCAAGAUUGGCCUGAUUGUGGGCACGGGAUCGAAUGCCUGCUAUGUUGAGCGCGUAGAGGAGGCUGAAAUGUUUGAUGGUGCCAGCAAUGGCAAACCCCAUGUCCUCAUCAACACCGAAUGGGGUGCCUUUGGUGACAAUGGAGCCCUGGACUUUGUGCGCACCGAAUUCGAUGAAGAAGUGGAUCGUCAUUCCAUUAAUCCCGGCAAACAGGUAUUCGAAAAAAUGAUUUCCGGCAUGUACAUGGGUGAGCUGGUGCGUCUGGCCAUUGUGAAGAUGGUCAAUGCCGGCGUACUGUUCAAGGGCCAGGAUUCGGAUGUCCUGAUGACACGUGGUCAAUUCUUUACCAAAUAUGUUUCGGAAAUUGAGGCCGAUGAGCCGGGCACCUACACCAAUUGCCGUCUGGUCUUGGAGGAAUUGGGUCUGACCGAAGCCACCGACGAUGACUGUGCCAAUGUCCGUUAUAUCUGUGAAUGUGUAUCCCGAAGAGCUGCCCAUCUGGUGUCGAGCGGUAUUGCCUGUCUCAUCAACAAAAUGAACGAGCCCCACGUUACGGUGGGUGUGGACGGCAGUGUCUAUCGUUUCCAUCCCAAAUUCCAUACCCUGAUGGUGGAGAAAAUCUCACAGUUGGUCAAACCGGGCAUUACAUUCGAUCUGAUGCUGUCCGAAGAUGGUUCGGGUCGUGGUGCUGCCCUUGUGGCAGCUGUGGCAUGUCGUGAGGAUAAUUUGCCCAAAAAGAAAAAGGAAUAAAGUGUGAUGAAGUAAAUAAUUAAUAAAAAAAGAAGAAUAGAAAAACCAAUAACAACAAAAAAGGUAUUACAACAACAAGAAGAACAUAUUUUUUGUGCGAAGUAAAAAAAAGAGUUGAAAACAAAAAACAAUAGAAAAUGCGCUUUGAAUAUAAAUGAAAAAUGAAAAAUAAAGAAAGGAAGGAAGUCAUUAAAAGAAAAUUUUGAAAAUCUCCAAAGAGAGAGUUCUGGGUCCUUUGAGAAAAAAAAAAAAAAAAAAAAACAAAUAAAGUUUAAAAUGGCAUUUUCCCGGAUAUUUGUUGUGGUUAAGUGAAGGAAGUACCUCUCCCCUAAAAAAAGAAAAAAUAAAUUGAGGUUAAGUUGAGUUUUGAAAAUUAAAAAAAAAAAUAAAAUUGAAUUUCAACAGAAUUUUUUUAAGAAAUUCUGAAAAUAUUGCAAAUUUUUGAGAAAAAAAAAAGAAUGCAAAAAUUUUUAAAAAGGGAUUCAAAUAUUUUUCUUUAAUUCCUAACAAAUUGAAAUAUUUUUACAAAAAUCGAAAUAUUUAAUUUUUUAAACACUUUAAGGAAUCGGAAAAAAAUUAAGAAAAUUCCAAAAAAAUCCCAAUAUUUUUAAAAAUUUUAAAAAACAAUUCAAUUUUUUUAAAUCUAAAAAAAUCUUACAAAGUAACUCUCAAAAGACAUUUGCGGUAAGAAAUCCAAAAAAAAAAAUUUUUUUAAAAGAAAUUCCUUUUUUUUAAAUUCAAAUUUUUUUUUUUUAAAUUCAAUUUUUUUUUUUUUAAAUUUCAAAAUUUUUUUUUUAAAUUUCAAAGAAUUUUUUUUUUAAAUUCCGAUAAAAAAUUCAAAUAUUUUUAAAAUUUAAAAAAAACAUCAAAUAUUCUUAAAAUUUUUAAAAAAUAAAUCAAACAUUUUCAUGAUUUUUUUUUAAUUUUUAACAAAUUUAAAAAUGUUUCCAAAAAAUCCCGAAAAAAAACAUUUUUUUUUUAAAUCCGAAAAAAAAACAUUUUUUUUUUAAAUCCGAAAAAAAAUUAGAAAAAUUCAAAAAAAAAAUAAUAAAAAUAAUUCAUUCUUUUUCAUUUUUUUUUAAUUCUAAAAAAAUUCAAAUAUUCUUUAAAAAAAUUCCCAAGACACUUAACCACUGAGGGCUAUUGAAAAUGUAAUUCUGAAAACAAUAUUCAAAACUAUAGAAACAAUUAAACAAACUUAAAAAAAAACAGUACCUGAUAACAAAGAAUAAUACAAUAAAAAUAAAAAAAAAACACGAAGAAAGAAAAUAUUGAAAAAAAAUGGUAAAUUAUUCAACGGUUAGAAUUAAUUUUGAAAUAAAAAAACAAACCGUUCCUGUUUCUAAAACGUUAUUUGGACUCUUCUUCUCCUUGAAAAUUAAAUGAAAAAUCAAAUUUGCACAAAUUAAGAAUUCCAAAAAACAAGAAAUUGGUACUUAAAAUUAAGCUCAAAAAAGACAUUGUUUUUUUCAAAAUUGUAAGAUUUCAAAAUUAAAAAUUCCUACCACGUUCAAACCUCCUUACCCACCCAACCUUUCACCUCCUUGAAAGAGAAACAAAGCGCAUCCAUGAUAGUUUAUUUUUGAAAAUAGUUUUUUGUUUUGAUUUUUUUUUUUGAAAACUGAAAGAAAAAAAUAUCCUUUUUUUAAGUUUUAUUUAAAUUGUUUAUUAUUUUUUAUUUUUUUAAUUUUUAUUAUUAAUUAUCUAGUUAUUGUAGUUGUUUAAGUUCUUUUAGUAGAUAAUUAGUUUUAAUUUAUUUUGUUAACUACUGUUUAUGAUUAUUUUUUUUUAUAAUUUAUAGAACAUAAAGAAACUCAAAUUUGGCUUUAAAACGAUUUUAUGAAUAUUACUAAGCAACAAAAAAAAAACCACAAAAGAGAAGUUGAGAAGAAAAAAAUACAAUUUAUUAUAACAAAUUAUUAUUAUUAUUAUUAUUUAGAUGUAAUUGGCCUUAAUUAUUAGCACUAUCUUUUUCCUCUCAUCCUGAAAGAAAAUAACAAUAUAAAGAAGAAGAAAAACAAGUAUUGUACUAUAACGAAAAAAAAAAGAAGAAGAAAAAAAAAAAAACAAAACAAACAUUGUUGCUUUUGUUAUUUUUAAUUUUUUUAUUAUUUCCAAAAAAAAAAACAAAUACCGGAAAAACAAAUACAAAAUUCUAGUGUAAAAAUCUAGUAAAAAAAACAACAAAGAGUUUCUCAUAGAAAUUAUUGUGGAAAAGUGGCAUAAAUUUGAAGAAUGAAAAAUGUAUAAAAAAAAGAGAAUUUGAAAAAAAAAACAGAAAAGAUAACAACAACAUCAAACAUUUCAAUAUAUACACAAAAUACAAACCCUAUUAUAUAUAGAAAAAACAACAACAAAAAACCCUAAAAAAUCAAAUAUCUCUAUAUAUUAAAGCUUACUCUUAUUUUUAACAACUAAGUUUAAAGAAACAAGAAAGAAAAAAAAACAAAUAAAAUAUUUAAUAAAAAAAAAUCAUGAAAACCCUAAAAUUUCAAGAUUUUUAUUUCAAAAAAACCGAAAACCAAAUCUCUUUAGAAUUCAAAUUGUUAUUGAUGAUGAUGAUGGUGAUGUAGAUGACGAUGAUGAUGAUCAUGAUGUUAUUGAAAAAAAAUAAAAAUAAAA